CAUUUUCAUUACAACACUUUCCUUCACUAAUUCUCCAUACUGAAAUCAUGCGCGGUCAUUCCAUUCUGAUUGCCUCAUGGGCUCUUGCUGUAUCAAUAAUACUCAACGGAAGACGGCUUUGCUCAGGUUGCUUUCUAGAAGAAAAACAUGCUCUCUUGGACUUCAAAGCUUCUUUAAAUGUGACUACAAAUGCUCAUCUUAUCCUUUCUUCGUGGACUGGAAAAGAAGGUGAUGGAGCAAAUACUGAUUGCUGCACCUGGGAACGGGUCAAGUGCAGUAAUAUUACUGGGAGAAUUGUUGAACUCCACCUUAGUAAUUUGCCAGGGAGUAUGGAUGAGGAUUGGUAUGUAAAUAUCAGCACUUUCAUACCCCUGAAGGACCUCCGAGCUCUAGACUUGAGUUGGAAUGACUUCAAUGGUGAAGUGACAGGUUGCAGGAAUUGGGCUAAGUUGCAAAAUCUCGAGUCCUUAUAUCUCGAUUGGAACAAAUUCAACAACAGUAUAAUUCCAUUUAUAACCGCAAUUACUAAACUUAAAAGGUUGUCUCUGGCUGGUCUGCAGUUAGAGGGAUUGUUUCCUUUAGAAGAAUUCUAUCGACUGGAAAACUUGGAGCUUCUUGACUUAAGUCGUACUAGAUUUUCUGGUUCCUUGUCGUUUGCAGAAUUGAAGCUGGAGAACUUGAAGCUACUCAAUCUUGAAGAUACAAGCUUUAACAGACUCUCAGACAUUGAGGUUUUAACUUCCCUUAAAGCCUUGUCUUUGAAUGGUAUCGGUAUGAAUGAUUCCUCCAUCCUUCAAGGAAUUUGCCGUUUGAAGAAUCUCCAUGAACUUGAACUAGGUUGGAAUAAAUUUAACGGGUCUAUUCCUAUGUGCUUCAGCAACUUGACAUCUCUUCGACUUCUUGAUCUCUCCGAAAAUAAACUUAGCGGCAACAUACCUGCAGCUCUUAUUACUCCUCUCAUACACCUUGAGUUUCUCUCCCUCUCUG
Molecule: messenger RNA, 987 nt
Organism: Coffea eugenioides
Lineage: Eukaryota; Viridiplantae; Streptophyta; Magnoliopsida; Gentianales; Rubiaceae
Product: receptor-like protein 15
Exons: 5
Molecular function (GO): protein binding
Source: RefSeq, a predicted model, not a curated record